CGGAAGCGUGGUGGGCCCAUAACCCACAGGUCCCUGGAUCGAAACCAGGCUCUGAUAUUAAAUUUGUUUUUUUCACUUCAAACUUCAGUUUAUUUUGCAUUUAAUUAAUCACUUUCUAUUUCUCUUCUCUCUCCCAUCAACCGAUUCCAAAUGUACUCGUUUUACAUCAAAUAAUCACUUAAUGGAGUACACAAACUACAAUGCUUAAUUCACACCAAUUCUUCCAAAAUGUAUCCUCAACAACAACAACCUUAUUAUUUAACAAACCCUUACUUGUUAAAUCCAUCUUUCCCUGUCACUUCAGAUUCUUCACUUCAUCCUCCUGGAACUGACCCACCUUCAAAUUCAACCCCUUUUCCUGCUUCUUCUAUUUAUGCCUCUCAAACUGCUGAUUAUCAGAAUUGGAUCGCUCAACCCAUCGGAUAUGAUCUUGCUGUUGGUUCAUCACAUGAGACUUCAGCAGCAACGUCUGCGAGUUUGCCUACAGCAUUGAAUGCUACAUGGCCACAUCAAAUUUAUCCCAAUGAUACAACAACAACGACAAUAUUGCCGAACCAAGCACAAGUCACCAAAGCUUUGAGAUGUGAAGUGUGUAAAAUCGACGUCAAUAGCAAAGAUGUUUAUGAAAAGCACAUAACUGGAAAGAAACACAAGAAGAAUUUGCAGGCACAAAGUCAAGAAAGUAGUGGCGCACUCGUUGAUUCUGCAAAGGUUUGCUCAGUAUGCAAUGUUGUGUGCACUAGUCAAGACGCAUAUAACAAACAUCUUUUUGGGAAAAAGCACACUGCUCAGGUUGCCUUGAUGUCUAACAAUGGCAUUGGUCCAUGUAUUGCGGAAUUCAAGCGUCGCGGUAUCGGUCCUUGGGAAAAAGCCACUAAGAAAAUCAAGGUUGCUCAAUCUGCAUGGUGUGAAGUUUGUAAGAUUAAUUGUAACAGCAGGGAUAUGUACAUUGUUCACUUAGCCGGGAAGAAACACUUGAAGAACCUGGAGAAACUGUCAAAUCCAAAAAUCAACGUUGGCACCGAAGCCGCCGCCGCUGCAAAUACUUUAAUUGGGCCACAGGAAAAGCCAGAUACCAAUAAACCGAAACCGAAGAAGGCACCUGAACUAGAUAUCGAGACGAAGAAACGUAAAGUUGUGGAAGGAGGGGCUGCGGCAAAUGCUAUCAAAAUGUGCACUUUAUGCAAUGUAGUGUGUAACAGUGAAACAGUUUUCAAUACUCAUCUUAGUGGACAAAAACAUGCAGCUAUGGUGAAGAAGCAGGAUCAAGCACUGGUUGAGGUUAUUAUUGUCAUUGUGUCAUAUGAACCUGGAGAGAGAGAGAGAGUAUGCACGAUGCAGUGUGUCACUGUUCUUUGCUGAUGGUUAAAUUUUAACACUUUCAUUGAAUGUCUUGUAUAGUAUUUUAUUUAUAUUUGCAUUGGAGGAGCUUAUUAGAGUUCGUGCUUUGGAAUAUAAUAAUUGAUCACAUCCAUGAUGCAUGGAGGUUUACAAAUUGAGUUUAAUUGAAUUUAA
This is a messenger RNA of Cicer arietinum (chickpea), 1515 nucleotides long. RefSeq lists its product as uncharacterized. Gene Ontology annotation, molecular function: zinc ion binding; nucleic acid binding. Lineage: Eukaryota; Viridiplantae; Streptophyta; Magnoliopsida; Fabales; Fabaceae. The record is from RefSeq and is a predicted model, not a curated record.